Pyricularia oryzae 70-15 is the source of this 1655-nucleotide messenger RNA. RefSeq lists its product as uncharacterized. The coding region runs from base 286 to 1455 and encodes 389 amino acids. NCBI's taxonomy places the organism in Eukaryota, Fungi, Ascomycota, Sordariomycetes, Magnaporthales, Pyriculariaceae. The transcript is spliced from 2 exons. The record is from RefSeq and is a predicted model, not a curated record. Gene Ontology annotation, cellular component: anaphase-promoting complex. Gene Ontology annotation, biological process: anaphase-promoting complex-dependent catabolic process.
UUUUGUCUACAAGACGCGGGUCGAGCGUCAAUCAACGCGACUUGGGUUGACACUGACAGAAACGUCAUCUCCUGAGAGUCGCUGUGCCAUUGUGCACUUUACCGCAAAGCCCGCCUUCUAUACGCACAUCGGUUCAGUUCUAUCCAUCUCUACUGCAACGUGCCCAGUAUUCCGCAUUUGCUGUUCAUUUCUUUUCUCCAAUCGCCGUCGGCCAGGCAAAGGCCCUAGUGCGAACCACCUCCCGGCCACCUUGCGCAAGUGGGCUCUGUGUAGCCAAUCGUUAAGAUGUUCUCCAUGGCACUUCCAGAACUGAUGCCUCACGACUCCCACGCCCUGUGGUACUCGUCGUCGCGCGCCCCAAUCCCAACCUCGUUUCUCGACCCAGCUCAGAAUCCUAGUGGUCACCUGACCAACGAGGGUCUCCAAGAUGGAUCCCCCGGCCUCCAAACUCGUCGCCACGGCGCCGCGGCAGUCGAACGCAGCGCACUGGCCCGCCUGAGGGCAGACGAGGUCCUGCAGGAACGGAGACGACACAAUGUGGGCAACUUUGGCGCGACGUGGCUCAAGCCGCCUGGCAUAACCAAGUCACUCUACCAGCUGCGUGAGGAGCGGCGCGAGGCCGAAGAGCAUGCUGAAGCGAUGCGGAGGGAGCAGCUCGCGCAGCAGCUUGCUGAGGCCGAGGCCGAAGGAGAGGGCCUCAUGGAGGGUGGGGGCGAUGUCAUGGACGAGGCCGAGGACGGCGCGGAGGAUGCUGGCGAGGCUCCAGUCGAGAGGGACUUGGACGACGAGAUCCCGGAUGCAGACGAGGGAUUUGGCUACGAUGGGGCCACUACGACGAGCGAGGAAGACGAUAGCGAGGACAGUAAUGAUACGGAAGACGAUGGACCAGUUCCCGAGCGGGUCAGCAUUGGUGGUGCGGCUCAAAGAACACCAGAUGCCCAUGCAGCCGCCCAACAGAGGAGAGAGCUACGUCAAGUCGUUGCCACGGAGGAUCGAUUCCUUGGGAUGAUGUCACGUGGUCAGGCGGCAAAUAAUCAGGAAGAUGACAUGUACCCCGGUGCGGACGAUGAGGUUGACGAUGAGGAAGCUGCCGAGAUGCUGCAGGAAGACGACCUGAUCUAUGCUUCAUAUAACAAUGGUGGUCUGGAUGAUGGCCUUGACAUGGACAUGGAUGGCGAUCUUGACGACGAUAUCCCUGAGGCGGAGAGCGGUGGUUAUGAGCACACCGAUAGCGACGCCUCGUUGACUAGCAGUGACGAGGAUGAGGAUGGCCCGGUUGAAACGAGCUUCGCGCAAGGCCACCCGUCCGCGUCAUCGCAGUUCAGGAGCGUCAACUUAAGAGGCCAGGGGCAGUAUGGGAACCCCAGAGCCAGUCUGGACUUGAGCAGUGUUCUUUCUCGGGACGGAAGCAGUCUGCCAGGCAGUAGCAGUCCCCAGGUCCGGAGGCUGCCUUGAACUGGAAUGUAAUAGAGCACGGGAAAUACACAAACAGUGCGCAGAUCUGGGCAGGGAUGCUUGAUUGAGAAACCACAACAUAAUCAUGACUGAAAGUUCUUGUAUACUUAUUCUUGUGGAUGAAACAUGAACCAACGACAACGAAAAGCAUAAAUACCCAUCGAAGAUUAUCCAUCAUAACAAUUAUAUCAAAGCAGUGA